UCUAUGCAUAAGGGUUAUGCAUUCGUGCAAUUCACAAAUCCGUUUGACGCACGUAGUGCGUGCCUCGGUGAAGAUGGUCGCACCGUCCUCAGCCAGAUUCUCGAUGUGAAUAUGGUAGCCGAACCAAAGCCUCACCAAACUGGACGUAAGCGACAGAACGUCUCCAAAACUGGCAACGACUGGGACUACUACUAUGACAGUUAUUACGCGUCGACCGCGUUUCCGCCGCGCUUAGCACCGCCGUUAAAACGGCCGCGUUUGAUGCCACCGACACGAGCACAGCAUCCGAAGCUACAGAAACAACAAUUGACAGCAAACACCGGCACGAUACCCGACUUGAAUCAACUUAAAGUGUACAGCAAUCCAGAUAUACUGAUCUGCGGCAACUGCAGGGAGAUGUUCACGGAACUCGGGGAGCUGUUGGAACACAAGCGGAACUACUGCAAGCUGCGGUUCACAUGUAAAUGUCACACCUUCAACGGAGCCGCCCCAAGAGACUCGACGACGGCAUUGCUCUGCGUCCUCUGCAAGUUAUCCUUUCCAAGUGCUUGGGAAUUGAUGGUCCAUGCCCAGGCAGCUCACAUGAUCAACAUUUACGAGUUGGGCACAAGAGCGCCGAGCCCGUCACGGAGCCCUAGCCUUGACCAGCCGAAGGAGUCGUCGCCUUCCCCGCAGGAUUUCCAGGAAAUCAAGGCUACGGAUUGCGAAGAGCGCGCAGAGGAAGAGGAACUUGAUGGACAUGAGUUAAUACCGUCCCCCGACAGUGGCAAGUCAACGGACAACGAAGCGGCUCUGUCGCCGAUCAAGAUUCGAUCUGACGUUAACGGGUUGGAUCACGAAGACUGCGACGAAUUGAUCCACGUCGAGAACACUACGCAGGCAUGCAUCAUGCAUACUCUCAGCAUUGAUUCGUCCUUGGAACUAAAUUCUGACACGAAUUCAAGAACAACUUCUGGAACGGUGAUGGCCUUGACCAAUGGUUCAUUAUCGGCAAAAGAAUAAAUGAGGAAAAAGAAAAAAAAAGGAAAGAUAAAAAGAGAAUAUUCAUCGGAACGGUCUUCCCCGGCCAACCAACGAGACAUAUCGAUCUCCUUUAAGGAUAACGCACCCGUUUGUAUAUAGCUUAAUUGCCUAACAAAUUAUACUCAGGAUCGUUAGAUCCCGUGGUCUAUGCCGGCUGAUCGAAUAUCGAUCAUUUUCCCAAAAAGAAACAAGUAUCAGUUUCAUUCUGGACUCUAUGCACUUGCAAUUCCCCUUCAAACUUUAAUUGAAGACUAACCCAAAUGGGAGAAAAAUAUAAUAGAAAA
Mycetomoellerius zeteki is the source of this 1307-nucleotide messenger RNA. RefSeq lists its product as uncharacterized. The record is from RefSeq and is a predicted model, not a curated record. The coding region runs from base 4 to 1002 and encodes 332 amino acids. Lineage: Eukaryota; Metazoa; Arthropoda; Insecta; Hymenoptera; Formicidae. The transcript is spliced from 8 exons. Gene Ontology annotation, molecular function: RNA binding. Gene Ontology annotation, cellular component: nucleus.